GCCAGCAGGAGCAGCAGUUGGUACAGCGCUAGGUCGCAACCGCACCACUAUUACUGAGAGAGAGAAAGAGAGAGAGUGAGCAGCGAGCGAGGGGCGAGAGAGAGAGAGAACAGUAUGCAGCGGCUCGUCGUGGUUCUGCUGCUGCAGCCACCUUCGUCGUCGUGGUUGCUUGCCCAUUGACACAGAGCUUUAACGAACAGAGAUAUCAGGAACUUUGUACGGGCUUGGCCAGUGUCUGCAGUGCGUGUGUGCCGAGUGUCUGUGUGCAGUGCCGGGGCGAUUUUCUAGCGCGGCCGCAAUAUGUGAUCCCGUCGAGUGGACGGGCUGUCUCUGUGUGAGAGAGAGAGAGAGAGAGAGAAAGAAAGAGAGAAAGAGAGAAAGAGAGAAAGAGAAAAAGAGAGAGUGUGUGUGUACUGUGCCUGUCCGCACAAGUUCGUCGCCGUCAUCCGGGCUGCUGCUGUUCUGAUCAAGCCCUGAGCUUCGGCAUCGCUUGCUGCUGCCCACUUUGCUAGCUGGCUGUGGCUUUCCUCUUUCUCUCCCACAUUUUAUCUUUGAUGCGUUCGGGGGAAUGCUAAUCGGCGACCAACUAUGGGCGCCCAACAAACCAAGGACCGUGUCAUCCCACCCGGGACUGUCGUCAGGCAGACAAGGAAACAACCCAGGAAUCCCAAGGAUGCACGGACUAUGGGCUCCAACAUCUUCACUGAGCAUAGCGAAGCAUUACUCCAAAGCAGACCACUCCCUCACAUACCAGCACUACCUGAGGGUGACCCACCUAGUGGUACUAGUAUUCAAUCUAUUUCUCAGCAAUCUAGUUUAGAUCAACAUGUUUCAGUGUCAAAUAGUGGCCUUUUGGAAGCUGCAAAUAGAUGGACCAGCAAAGAAAAUCUGCUAGCUCAAGAAGAGGAUGAUCCACAACUUUUUGUUGCUUUGUAUGACUUUCAAGCUGGUGGGGAAAAUCAACUAGGUUUAAAAAAGGGUGAACAAGUUCGUAUAUUAAGUUAUAACAAAAGUGGUGAAUGGUGCGAAGCUCAUUCAAGUAGUGGCCAAGUUGGUUGGGUGCCAUCAAAUUACGUGACUCCAGUUAACUCUCUAGAAAAGCAUUCGUGGUAUCAUGGCAGAAUAUCGAGAAAUGCUGCAGAAUAUUUACUCAGUUCCGGUAUCAAUGGAAGCUUUCUCGUUCGUGAAUCAGAAAGUAGUCCAGGGCAGCGCAGUAUUUCUUUAAGAUACGAAGGACGCGUGUAUCAUUAUAGAAUUAAUGAAGAUAGCGAUGGAAAGAUGUACGUGACUACCGAGAGCAUUUUUAAUACGCUAGCGGAAUUGGUCCAUCAUCAUUCUAUGUUAGCAGAUGGUCUCAUUACUCAGCUUUUAUAUCCAGCACCAAAGCGUAACAAACCAACAGUUUUUCCUCUUAGCCCAGAACCUGAUGAGUGGGAGAUUAACAGAACCGAUAUUGUAAUGAGACAUAAGUUAGGUGGAGGACAGUAUGGUGAUGUAUAUGAAGCUGUAUGGAAAAGAUACAAUAUGACGGUUGCAGUAAAAACUCUUAAGGAGGAUACUAUGGCAUUAAAAGACUUCUUAGAAGAAGCAGCUAUUAUGAAGGAGAUGAAACACAGGAAUUUAGUACAAUUGAUAGGUGUAUGUACAAGGGAGCCACCUUUUUAUAUCAUAACGGAAUUUAUGAGUAAAGGGAAUUUGCUAGAUUAUUUACGUAAUGAAAGCAAGCACCAAAUCAAUGCUGUAGUUUUAAUGUAUAUGGCAACACAAAUCGCAAGUGGAAUGAGCUAUCUUGAAAGUCGGAAUUUCAUUCAUAGAGAUUUAGCUGCAAGGAACUGCCUUGUAGGAGAAAGUCAUCUUGUUAAAGUAGCUGAUUUUGGAUUAGCUCGUCUCAUGAGAGAUGAUACAUAUACAGCUCACGCCGGUGCCAAAUUUCCAAUCAAAUGGACUGCUCCUGAAGGAUUGGCAUACAAUAAAUUUUCUACAAAGUCUGAUGUGUGGGCGUUUGGUAUUUUACUAUGGGAAAUUGCGACGUAUGGCAUGUCUCCUUACCCUGGAGUGGAUUUAACUGAUGUGUAUCAUAUGCUUGAAAAAGGCUAUCGAAUGGAAUGUCCUCCCGGUUGUCCACCGAAAGUAUAUGACCUGAUGCGACAAUGUUGGCAGUGGUCUGCGGCAGAUAGACCGUCAUUUAAAGAAAUUCACCAUUCCUUGGAAAAUAUGUUUCAAGAAUCAAGUAUAACAGAAGAGGUUGAAAAACAGUUACAAGGUAGUGGGGGUCAAGUACAACUUUUAUCUUACAAUAAGUCACAAACUGGUAGUUCCGGAAAUAUUCACGGGUUGGUACUUGCUGCCGAACAACAUACUUCUAGUAGCACUCAAGAAUCUACAAGUUCAGUCACAAAGCUUAGUACCUUUUUGGGAGGCCAUUCAAACAAAGGUAAUAACAGUAUGGUACAAAUGAGACGUUCAACGAACAAAAAAGGUAAACAGGCGCCAGCUCCACCCAAACGUACAAGCCUUUUAUCGUCAUGCAGUUCUUUUCGAGAUUCCGCAUACCAGGAUCAAGAUCAUCAAAACACUGAAAUCCAAAACGUAGCCUUGCAUGAUGGCAAUGAUCUAAAUGGUAUUGACAAGAUAUUUCAAGGGGUGACACGUGAAAUCGUGACGAUGUCCGGGCAGCCGAGCGCUGGCUGGGAGUUGGAGCAUGAGGGGGGCGACGGUAGCUCCCAGCCGACAACAGAGCCAAGUUUCGUCGCCCAGCCCCCGUCCACUUCGCCAGAACCACUAGCCAACCAUAACAAAUUAAAAACACGCACUCACACUUCUAAGGAUGCGCUGCCACAGAAGCUGGUCCAUGUGGGAGCCUUAGAGGUGCAAAAUGUUAAGAAAGCCAUACAUCGUUACGGAACGUUGCCAAAGAAUGCGCGUAUCGGCGCCUACCUCGAAUCUCUGCGCCAGAGUGGUAUCCCCUCGAACCAAGAACAGGUCGGCGGCGGCGCCAACUCGCCAGUCUCGCCGUCGCUUUGCGAACAACAGCCCAGUGCCGAGACCAUAAGCCUGAGCGAGGUACUGCAGCAGCACCGAUCGUUGUCGCCGCGGCAGAGCAGCUUGCGCAGCCAGCAGCAGCAUCAGCCAGCUCAAAUGACGCGCAGCAACUCAUCGAGCGGCGUGGUUGGGAACUACCACCCGCCCAAUUCGCCGCGAAGCCGUGCUGCACGCAAGCAGCAGUCUGAGGUCGGUGAUAACCUGCGCACCUUCCGCGCCCCACCGGCCAACAUCUCCACGUUCCGUGCAGCCAGUCCGCCAAGACCGGCCCAGCCAAGCCUCGCCGAUCUGGAGUUUCCGCCGCCGCCGCUGGACCUACCGCCGCCACCCACCGAGCUGCUGAGCUCCGGCGACCAGUGCGACCUGCUGGUGCCGACUUCUGUCUCGCCCUCAAGGAACGCCGCCGGCUCACUGUCGCCGUGCGCGCUCAGGAAGGCCACCAAGCCGGAAAGGCGCUCGCGGGAGGAGCCCGAACAGCCUAACGACGACGAGACCCGCAGCAAUGGCGCCGAUCUGCAGACGGCCGAGCCGUCGGUCAUGGAGGCCAGCUCGCGGUUCGGUGUCAACUUGCGCAGGCGCGACAAGUCGAGUGAGCGUCGCACGGCCGACGCCUGUGGCCAAACGUCACCGCAAAGUGAGCUGCCGUCAUUCCUCGAUCCGCCGCCACCACCGCCACCCGAGGAGGACGAGCUUGCUGGUACCGAGCAGAGCCUGGGUUCGUUCUCCUCGAAGCCGGGCAUGAAGGAAAUGCUUGAGCUCAAGCUCAUCAACGAGAUCAAGCAGAGUUGCGAGAGCAAACCCACCGGCACGUUGCGUAAGAGCAACCUGCCGAGCAGCAGUCUCCCUCCACUUGAUCCCGCCUCGCAGUUACUGUCUGAACUCUGCGCCACCUUCAAUGUCGACGCCGCCGGCAAGCCGCCACAGCAGAACGAGUACGCGAUAGUCAACAUCGUGCCUCAUCAGGAGCCAAAGGAGGCGUCGCCGAUGGCCGACUCGGGUACUCUCAACUUCAAGCUGAAGAAAGUCGAGAGAAGAGUCAACCCACCUCCGGCCAAGGAGGACAGUUCGGAAAACCAAAUAAUCGACUUCAAGUCGCGGCUCCGGAAGGUCGACAACGCCAUAGACAAGUCUACAAGCUGCGUGGAGGAGAAACCGCCGAGCGCCGGCGGCAGCAGUAGCCAAGCGACAGGUGCCAAAAAAUCGGACGACGAGCGAAUGAGUGACUCGCUGGAUUGCCAGUCAGCCGACGAGCAAUCGGACGAUAAACGGCGCAGUACUGGUAGUAUAAGUAGUCUCAAGAAGCUUUGGGAGAAUAAGGAGUCGGCCGCUGGCGGCAGCGACGCGAACGCUCAGACCGUACCUACAAGUCCAAAGCUCGGGAGUCGACCGCCUAGUGGCAAGCAAGAGACUCCCGGCGAGCCAAGCGAGGACUCGCCGGAGGAAUUCAGUGGAGCCUCGACCCGAAGCUCCAAAAGCGAGAGUCGCGUGCAGUGGCCGCCUGCCAACGCGGAUAACGAGAAGCCCGUGGUGCCAGCCAAACCACCCAAACCCAUCUCCAGUAAGCACUUUGGUUCGUCAAUUUACGCCACUCCCAACUGCCAUGUGAAGCUUGGAACCGAGGACGAAGUGCAACAGCAAACAAUAGCCAAGCAGAGUUCUGAACCUGGUUCGAAGGGCAGUAGUAGCAAUAACAGCAACAGUAGCACUAGCAGCACCAGCAGCACCAGCAGCACCAGCAGCAGUAGCAGCAAGCAUAAUAUCCUAGAGAUCUCGAACGUGAUUGAGAACAGCAUCGUCAAUCUCAAGGGCAGCCCAAACAUCGUGAUGGCCAGCUGGCUGCAGCUGUCCGACAAGGUGGGCCUGCUACACGGCAUGUGCGCUAACUACGCGCAAGAAGCGACGAUACCGUCCCACGCUAAAUUCCAGUUCCGGGACGUGCUUUCACGGCUAGAACUGCAGGCGCGGCAGUUGAGGGCAGCCGGUACCCGCAACAUCAGCGAAAAUACGAGGUUGCUCACCGACCUGCAAAACACGAUCAAGGACGUAAGCAACGUGGUACAGAGAUAAGAGCGAGCCCGGG
Molecule: messenger RNA, 5122 nt
Organism: Phymastichus coffea
Lineage: Eukaryota; Metazoa; Arthropoda; Insecta; Hymenoptera; Eulophidae
Gene: Abl
Product: tyrosine-protein kinase Abl
Exons: 14
Coding region: 589-5109 (1506 amino acids)
Biological process (GO): protein phosphorylation
Molecular function (GO): protein binding; ATP binding; non-membrane spanning protein tyrosine kinase activity
Source: RefSeq, a predicted model, not a curated record